AUGUCCAACCCCGCAAUUCACAAGUAUGGAACUGACGAUGGCUGGCACGGCGUGAUCCAAGAAGGCGGAGAAUUUCCCCCAGAAAAGGAUCGAUACCAUCUUUACAUCGGUCUCUUCUGCCCCUACGCCCACCGCGCAAACCUAAUCCGCCACCUUUUCAACCUCCAAGACCACCUUCCUCUCUCCAUCGUGCGCCCUUACCCAAAAGGCGAACCAGGCUGGCGUUUCGACGCCACCUAUCCCGGUAGCACCCCAGACCACCUCUUCAAUAGCCAAUUCCUGCACCAAAUCUACUUCCGCGAUGAUCCUGCUUACAAAGGUCGUUACACCGUGCCCUUAAUCUGGGAUAAAAAAGCCCAGAAGAUUGUUUGUAAUGAAAGCGCUGAAAUGGUGAAAUGGCUUCCGAGCGCCUUCUCCUCUUUAACACCGCAGCCUUCCGUUGCAACAGCGCUCUAUCCAACCGAGCUAAAAGACAAGAUUGACGAAAUAAAAUCCUGGCUCACAGACCUCAUCUGCAACGGCGUCUACAAAGCCGGUUUCGCCCCGUCCCAAGCCCCUUACGAAGAACACGUUAUUCCGCUCUUCGCCGCCCUCAACAAACUCGAGUCCUUAAUCCAUAGCAACGGCGGUCCGUAUAUCCUGGGGUCGCAAAUCACCGAGCUGGAUAUCUUUGCGUACCCGACCAUUGUACGCUUCGACUCGGUGUAUGCGCAGCAUUUCAAGACGAAUCUGGGCUUGAUUCGGCAUGAGUAUCCGGUGCUGAAUAAUUGGUUGAAGGGGUUGUAUUGGAAUGUGCCAGGGUUCAAGGAGAGUACGGAGUUUAGGCAUAUUAAGGAGAAUUACACAAAGAGUCAUGAGACUAUCAAUCCAUUGGCUAUUACGCCGUUAGGUCCGUAUCCCGAUGUCGAAGAGGAGUAUGAAGAGGAUUGGAGUAAAUUGAAGCCAGGAAGAGUUGCGCAUCCAAGGGUGCUGGAGGCGCAGAGUAAGCUGUAA
Molecule: messenger RNA, 993 nt
Organism: Bipolaris sorokiniana ND90Pr
Lineage: Eukaryota; Fungi; Ascomycota; Dothideomycetes; Pleosporales; Pleosporaceae
Exons: 3
Coding region: 1-993 (330 amino acids)
Cellular component (GO): cytoplasm
Molecular function (GO): glutathione transferase activity
Source: RefSeq, a predicted model, not a curated record